Molecule: messenger RNA, 218 nt
Organism: Dentiscutata erythropus
Lineage: Eukaryota; Fungi; Glomeromycota; Glomeromycetes; Diversisporales; Gigasporaceae
Source: the annotation of a GenBank genome assembly
AAUUAAGGAACAUCCAAUAUAUCAGGAAAUUUUCAAGGAAAUUGAUGAAGAUGCCGAAUUCUUCUUACGUGCUACAUAUGAAAUUAAUACCAUCUAUAAGGUCUCUAAUCUUUAUAAAGCUCAUGUUGAAGAUGUUGAACCAGGAAUUGAUCCCGACAAAGUUGUACGACAAGUUAUCGAUCUUAUUAGAGAUGUGAAAAUGGGAGUCAUUAGCAAAA